This is a messenger RNA of Fimicolochytrium jonesii, 1725 nucleotides long. RefSeq lists its product as uncharacterized. NCBI's taxonomy places the organism in Eukaryota, Fungi, Chytridiomycota, Chytridiomycetes, Spizellomycetales, Powellomycetaceae. The transcript has 3 exons. Bases 106 to 1506 code for a protein of 466 amino acids. The record is from RefSeq and is a predicted model, not a curated record.
UUUAAGCUGCACUGUUCAAGGUGGGCUGGUGAUGGGUACUGGUAUUGUUGCAGACAAAAACGGAGUAUUCUCAACGAUUCCUUCCCUCGUGUUGUUCCAGGUGCAAUGAACGUCUUUGGUAGUGGUGCAUGUAUAUGUACCUGUUCCGCGGUACUGCUCAACCUACAUUGCAAAACCGUUUGGAACUCCGACAUCAUUUCGCGAAACUUCAAAUACAUCGGCCCGAUCAGCUGGGCCAUCCCUAUGGUCAUGACUGUCGUCGCCCUCGACUUGACCGAAAUCUCCUACGAGUUUGGGUCAGCGUGUUUUCUCAAACACCGGCGGGCACUGAUCAUCUUCUUCUAUCCCUAUCUUCCCGUUAUUGGUUUGGGCGUUCUCCUGCACGCGUCGACUCUGAUGUACGUAUGCAAAAUCGCAUUCCUUGCCGACCGCCACGCUAUCUUCAUACCUUCCGAAACGAUUACGGGGAGUUGGGACGGGACCAGCGGAACGAGACGACGAGUGUUACAGCUGUGGAAGACGAGUUGGAGGAGUAUGGCGCUGGUGACGGUCUACCUUGCGAGUUUCGCUUACUAUUGGUAUUUCUACGUGCAGGAUGCCAUUCCGCAGAAGAUAUCGAUGGAUACCAAAGUCAGCUGGUUAACUUGCAUACUAAGUCCAGGGGGCUCCCAAGAAAAAUGCUCACCUAUAAUCACACCUUCUGUCACAUCCCUCCGUCUCCUCAUCCUGGCCGAGAUGAUUCCCGGCCUCCUCGGGACGUGGACAUUUAUAAUAUUCGGUUUUCGCAAAGCCAUCCUCGCGGAAUGGAAGGAAUUUUUCCGAAUACGGAGAUCCCGCUGGUUCAAUCUGAGUCGCGAACGGCGACGGCAGAGGCGCAAAGACGUACGGCCGGCAUGUCCCAUCUCCACCGCUGUCGCGAAUAGACGACGCACAUACCGAUCGCCUACGGCUGCGAGAAAUUCCCUACUGGAUCCGGAGUACGAGAUUGAUGUGCAGGCGGAGAAUCAGCCGCAUUUGCCAUAUGCGUUUGACGGGCCCAUGGCGGGGAAGCCGGUCGAGGGGUUGGCGUGGCCUGUUAGAGCGGCCGGGAGGGAAAUGUCGCGUGCGGCGGGGUUGGACGGCUCGUUGACGAACCCGUUCAUCGUCAAGAGCAGUCAUCAUAGGGGCAGGACGGACGGCUCUCAUACCAACAUCGACGACCUCCUGACCAACUCAUCGUUAACGAGCUUGUCUCGAGGAACGACGGUACUGAAAGACGAAGAAGAGUCCGGUGGUUUGCCUCUCGCCUUGCUCCCGAGCACCGUCACGCGGGCGUCACUAUCCAGCCAACGAUCAGACACUACCACCCUCACCUACCCAUCCCCGCCAUCACGGCACAUCUCGCAUCUCUCGUAUUUCUCGGUCACGCCGCCCAAUGAAACUCAACAAGCGCACGAUGAAUUGGACCUGCAGCAACGACUUUCGCAUUCGCAACUUCAGUAUUCGACCCAGUCACCUUGGCGGUGAUUGACAUACCCUUUCUUUCUUUCUUCAUGCAAAUACUUCUUUUGAUCGAUAAUCAUUUAGCCGUUGUAGGACUGUCUCUAUAUAUCCACGCAACCCCAUUUUACGGCGUAUUCACCGUCCUUUCUCUCCACUCCAAGGCCUUUCUCCAUUUCAUUUUCCAUUUGUACAUAGCAUCUUUAAUGGUAUCAUUUGCGGGCUUUUACAUUCUGACGAUUUCAA